Molecule: messenger RNA, 1899 nt
Organism: Dichotomopilus funicola
Lineage: Eukaryota; Fungi; Ascomycota; Sordariomycetes; Sordariales; Chaetomiaceae
Exons: 1
Coding region: 1-1899 (632 amino acids)
Source: RefSeq, a predicted model, not a curated record
AUGGAGCACGAUGAGGAUCAGUUACCCCUGCCGACAAACAACCCAAGCAAUGAACUUCCCGGUAUCUUGUGCCUCUCCUCCGAGCUCCGACUUCGUAUCUAUCGAAAGCUGGAGGGUUGGGGCUGGGGUCUACAUAGCUGCCGCCAUGCCCUCGACUUGAGUGCACCAGAACCGCCUGGAACCCUGACCGAAAAGGAUUAUUAUAAUUCCCACCUCACGGUCAACACGCGUAGAAAGCAGUUUCUGCGCUCCUUGCAACCGCUUCUUUUCUCGUGCCGCACGCUCUACACCGAACUCGCCCAUAUAAUCUACUCUGUUGAGUGGUUCGUUUGUUAUUACAAAGGUCCUGGUUCCCUGGCGCAGCUCCAAUCGUUGACCCCAUCUUCGGUGGCAUCUUUGACGAACCUCAAGAUCGUUCUUAACAACGCGUCGUGCCAUUCCCAAGAGGGUUGGGGAAUGUGCUCCGUCACUCCUUUUAUGUACCAAAUUUACUUCCCGCCUAGGGACGAGGGUCAACCCGCUUCCCUUGCCCCGGGAGCCGACCUUGAUUAUGAUGCACCCCUUUCCCUUUCCAAUUCAUCAGCGGCAGACAUGUUGGCAGAAUGGGAAAAGGUAGCGGGGUAUUUAGGCUCCCAUGUUACUCCUGGGGAACUGGAGCUUUCUUUGGUGUGCGACGUCGAUGUGGAAAACGAUGGCGGUUUGGCUCGACGAGUGGCGGAGUCGUUGAAGUACUUUCCACGUCUGAAGGAGUGCCACCUCAGACUAGCCAAAACACCAAACUACGCCAUCCGAGAGAUUUGCCAGGAUGCUGUUAUGGAAGCACGUGGUUUUCUACCCCCGUCUACGUUGCACAGCACCCAGGGCGCCGGAUCCAGCACACCUAGGAGAACCGGACUGCUCGACUUGCCACGUGAACUACGUCUACACAUUCUCGAGUUCACCGACCUUAUUACGCCCAUGAAGGAAGUCAUGUGGUCUCGAGCUCACUUGAAAUACGUAGCAAGUCGAUCGUACUGUCCGAGUUGGGAGGGAACAGGGGACCAUGAAUGGCCAGCUGGCCAUCACUGGUGCUGCCAAUUCAAUCGCUGCUGGGAGCGGUCGUAUCCUUAUAAGACCUUGGGGUGCUUUUGCGGGAGUGUCCAUUCAGCGUUCUCGUCGACCUGCCGGUGUUGGGCCCCUCCGACCCGGCUGUUCUUGAUUUGUCGCACACUUCAUCGAGACGCCAAUUUGGUCUUUUUCUCCGAGAACCGCUUUGCUGUGAUGGAGGGCGAGGCAAUCAGCGUAUACUCGCCAAUACCGUGGAGCGGGCUCGAGAAGAGGGGCUGUCUCGCAGCUAGCGAGUUCCUGAGACGCGUUGUCCCCCUCGACUGUCUGGGCCACCUCCGGUUUCUCUAUCUCGUUUUUCCCCCCUUUUACCCAGGCCAGUGGCCGGCCAAGGGCAGUGCGGUCUAUCAGGACUGGCUAGCGACCGUGAUCUGGGCCAAGAGGAGGCUCAGCCUAGCCGCCCUCACUAUACAUGUGUGCGCUACAUACAGAGGCGAUAUGGACGACUAUGAGCCCUCGGCUCGAUUCACGACGGCAGACGCGGAAGCCGUCCUGGUGGCUUAUCAGGAAAUACUGCAACCGCUCACGCACCUUGGCGGUAACCUGGGGCUCGCCGGAUUUGAUGCCGACCUUUCAUGGCCGUGGAGUCGGAUCCCAGUAUUACCGACAUCGUAUGAUGCUGAGGAGGAACGGCUCAGGCAGUUCGACAGCAAGGACAAAUCGCUCAACGACCAGGCACUGAUCCAGGUCCUGGGCGAAGAUCGAUAUUAUGCCCGGUUGCCUCCGCGGUUCGAUGAAUACGAUGGCCCCAUAAAUGACGGGGCAUGGCGUGACAUUUUUGCUAGGCACUGUUAG